AUGGAGCUGAUCCAUGAAAUCAGCGCUUGGCUGUUCAGGUUUGAUGUCAGGGAGCAACUGUUCAACAAAAGGUCUUUGGCAAAUAUCUCCAUCACAUUCGGACAGGUCAUUCGUGGGAUGAGCUCUGGAAGCCGUGUGUUUGAGUUCCUCAUAUUGCAAUCGAACAUCCCACUUAAAGGGGGAUUCCAGAUUCCAUCACAUGCUCUGGUUGGACAGGUGCAAUUCGACAAUAUUGACUUCAGCUACCCCACCAGACCUGGUCAGGUGGUGCUGCGCAACUUCAAUCUUACCCUGCCGGCCUCUAAAAUGGUGGCUAUUGUUGGACAAUCUGGGGCAGGCAAGUCGACAAUAGCAUCUCUGCUGGAGAGGUUCUAUGACCCAGACAAUGGAAUUAUCACCUUAGACGGAUAUGACAUCAGGACUCUGGAUCCACAAUGGCUGCGCAGUCACGUGAUUGGAUAUAUCAGUCAGGAACCUGUGCUUUUUGGCACCACCAUCAAGGAAAAUAUUCGAUUUGGAAAGCCAGAUGCCUCAGAUGAGGAGGUUUAUGAGGCAGCUCGGCAGGCAAAUGCAGAUGGCUUCAUCCAGAGCUUCCCAGAUGGAUACAUGACCGUAGUGGGUGAACGAGGAAUGUCUCUGUCCGGGGGCCAGAGACAGCGGAUUGCCAUUGCUCGUGCUCUGGUUAAAAAUCCCUGUAUCCUGGUGCUGGAUGAGGCCACAAGUGCUCUGGAUGCAGAAUCUGAGAGAAUGGUACAGGAUGCACUGGAUCAUAUACAAAAAGGCCGUACCGUGCUGGUCAUUGCACAUAGGCUGAGUUCAAUCAAGGCAGCUGACGUCAUCUGUGUUCUUGCUAAUGGCCGCACGAAGGAGGUGGGGACACAUGCCGAGCUGUUAAAAAGAGGAGGACUGUAUGCAGAGCUAGUCCGCAGACAAACCAGUGAGGAGACCACCAUGUGAAGGAAAGGGAGUGACAGAGAAUGAGCCAAGUGGAUUGCAGGCAUUUUGCACCUUCGAACAUCUUCAUGUAAACCUACUGUAAUUCCUCCCCGUCCCAAUAAGAGCCCAGUAUUAGGCACUGAGAUUUCAUUACCAGUGGGCUGGUGGGUGGAGCAGGGAUUCCCUCGCAUUGUUGACUGGAACUGUGCAAGGCAUGCAAUUCUAGAUUCUGUAUCUGCUCAAUCAGGGCUCCUCUUGCAGAGAGCUUAGUGUACUGUAACACAUUGUGGUGCAUAGUGCUGAUGGGUUAGGUCUGUCUCUGUAAAACACUGGCAUACAGUACUAGUAGGGCCAGGUCUGUCACUGUGUAACACUAGGGUGUACAGUACUGGUGGGAACAGGAAUGUCACUGUACAACACUGGGUGUACAGUAGUGAUGGGGACAGGUCUGUCUCUUUAUCACACUGGAUUACAGUACUGGUGGGGACACGUCUGUCUCUGUAACACUGGGAUACAGUAUUGGUGGGGACACUGUAUAACCCUCAGCUCAAUGGCCUGCAGAGCUGGUCAUAAUCUUCCACUAAUGAUUAUUUCUCUGCAUUCUGAAACUUGUGUGAGCCUCUUACUUGGACAACUUUUUUUGUAAAUUAUACCGUCAUCCAUUGAGCCUGUGUUGUGUUUUUAUGAUCGACAAGAGUACAGAAUCAAACAGGCUGGUUCACUCCCACACUUUCAUCCUGUCAAUGGACAUGCAGCUGCUCUGGAGAAACUGAAUUGUUCAGGAAAGUUGGUGUCACAGGAUGAUUUGUCCAAAGGCCCAGGUAAAUGUUUUGAAUGCACAGGUUCAAAGCCCCCCGUUGCUUUUGGAUUAUGUCUUCUGGUUCUAGAUUCUUCCACCAGAGGAAACAACCUGUCAGCAUAUUGUAUUUUUCAAUAAAGUCACUUCUCAUUCUUCUAA
Molecule: messenger RNA, 1894 nt
Organism: Rhincodon typus (whale shark)
Lineage: Eukaryota; Metazoa; Chordata; Chondrichthyes; Orectolobiformes; Rhincodontidae
Product: mitochondrial potassium channel ATP-binding subunit-like
Exons: 8
Coding region: 1-957 (318 amino acids)
Cellular component (GO): membrane
Molecular function (GO): ATP hydrolysis activity; ATPase-coupled transmembrane transporter activity; ATP binding
Source: RefSeq, a predicted model, not a curated record